AUGGCCCGCGCCUUCUCCGCCGCCGCCCGCGCCCCGCGCCUCCUCCACGCUGCGCUGCUGCUGCUGCUCCUAGUGGCCGCCUGCCAGCGCGCUGCAGGGGCGCCGGUGGUCACAGAACUGCGAUGCCAGUGCCUGCAGACCGUCCAAGGAAUUCACUUCAAAAACAUCCAAAGCGUGAAGAUGACGCCCCCAGGACCUCAUUGCACCCAAACCCAAGUCAUAGCUACUCUCAAGAACGGACAGGAAGCUUGUCUCAACCCUGAAGCCCCCAUGGUUAAGAAAAUCAUCCAUAAGAUGCUAAACAAGGGCAGCACCAACUGACUUGGAAAGAAGUAAGAGGAUUUUCCUGGUGGCUCCUGCAGAGCAGACCCUAUCCUUAGAAGAGCUGGACAUGAAAGAGAAUAGCUGGUUCCUUG
Molecule: messenger RNA, 416 nt
Organism: Castor canadensis (American beaver)
Lineage: Eukaryota; Metazoa; Chordata; Mammalia; Rodentia; Castoridae
Product: growth-regulated protein homolog gamma-like
Biological process (GO): defense response; chemotaxis; immune response
Cellular component (GO): extracellular region
Molecular function (GO): chemokine activity
Source: RefSeq, a predicted model, not a curated record